AUGGCCACUCUAAAAAUCACGAAGAAACAUCACAAGCAUCUCAACAAUCCUUUCACUUCCUCGCCAGGAUCUGGCCCCCAUGUUCAAGGCAAGCUGCUGAUCAAAUCGCUGGCUUCGCACGAGAUCUACGAUGUUGGGGCUGAUUUUCAGCUUAAUUGGUCAUCAAAAGAUGGAGGGUUCUUCAGUUUGUCUUAUAAAUCUCAACCCACCAGGCAUUUAUGGUCGACAAUUCCAGGGCAGGCUUUUGUUUCUGCCGCAGUUGCAGAAACAGAGGUGGAAGAAAGCAGGGGAUCAUUCCUUGUGAAAGAUGGCGAUGUUCAUCUGGUUUGCAAUCAUCAAACUAUUGAUUAUGUCGGUGUUGUUAGAAAAGAUGAAUUCUUUAAAUUUAACCCCAAUGAGGAUGAUCAUCGAUUUUUCGCGACGAAUGCAAAAACAGAGGAACAAAGUGGCGGUGAUCAAUCCUCUUCUGCGGUAAUGAUAACUGGGAAAAUUAUCAACUCAAGGAAAAAGAAUAAGAAGAAGGUUGAAAAUCCCAAGAGGAAUUUUUACAGUGAAGAUAAGGUGGAAGAAAGUUCGGUUUCCGCAAGGUACUGGAUUCUUAUAGAUCAAAAGAACAGUAACCAAAUUGGGUUCCAAGUGAAGCUUGGAAAACCAAAUGUGGAACUUCAGAAAAGAUUCUCUGGCUCUUCUAAUAAGGUUUACAAGGGAUUUUUUAGAAGAAUGUCUGGGAUUCGAAGGCGGUGGGUUGGACGACAUGGAUUGGUUUCCAGAAAAAGAGUCAGCGUAACAGUUUCAUCUUCUGAAGAGGAGAAUGUUAUAUUGAAAGAUGAAAGAUUGACAAAAUUCAAUAGGAUUUGGCUGACACAUGCCAGUGAAAAAAGCGAAAGAUUCUUCGGGUUUGGUGAGCAGUUUUCUCACAUGGAUUUUAAAGGGAAAAAAGUGCCAAUAUUUGUUCAGGAGCAGGGAAUUGGGAGAGGAGAUCAACCCAUCACAUUUGCAGCUAACUUGGUUAGUUACAGGGCUGGGGGCGAUUGGAGCACAACGUAUGCGCCUUCGCCCUUCUACAUUACAUCGAAAAUGAGGUCCCUUUACCUUGAGGGAUACAACUAUUCAAUUUUUGAUCUUACAAAAGACGACAGAGUUCAAAUACAGGUCCAUGGAGACACAGUUCAAGGGAGGAUAUUACAUGGCAGUUCGCCUACUGAGUUGAUAGAAAGAUUCACAGAAACUAUUGGAAGACCGCCAGAACUUCCAGAAUGGAUAAUAUCUGGGGCUGUUGUUGGAAUGCAAGGCGGAACAGACACCGUUCGCAGUGUUUGGAAAGAACUACAGAGCCAUGACGUACCAAUAUCAGCAUUCUGGCUACAGGAUUGGGUUGGACAGAGGGAGACGGUGAUCGGGUCGCAAUUAUGGUGGAAUUGGGAGGUAGAUCCAUCAAGGUACAUGGGAUGGCAGCAACUAAUCAAAGAUCUUAAAACCGAGAACGUCAAAGUGAUGACAUAUUGCAAUCCUUGUCUAGCCCCGAUGGAUAGUAAACCAGACAUCAAGAGAAAUCUCUACGAAGACGCGAAGAAACUGGAAAUAUUAGUCAAAGACAAACAUGGAGAACCUUAUAUGGUCCCAAACACAGCAUUUGAUGUUGGAAUGUUGGAUUUGACACAUCCAUCGACAGCGAGUUGGUUCAAGCAGAUUCUUCGUGACAUGGUGAAUGAUGGAGUCCGGGGAUGGAUGGCUGAUUUCGGCGAAGGGCUUCCUGUGGAUGCUUACUUAUAUUCAGGUGAAGAUCCAGUUGCAGCCCACAACAGAUAUCCAGAGCUAUGGGCGAAAAUAAACCGGGAGUUCGUGGAAGAGUGGCAAAAUACUCAUGUUAGCAAAGGACAAAAAGAUGAAGAAGAAGGCGACGACGACACCUUGGUUUUCUUCAUGAGGGCUGGGUUCAGAAACAGCCCCAGAUGGGCAAUGCUGUUCUGGGAAGGAGAUCAAAUGGUGAGUUGGCAAGCCAAUGAUGGGAUAAAAAGCUCAGUAACUGGCUUGCUAAGUGGUGGAAUUUCUGGCUAUGCCUUAAACCACAGUGACAUUGGAGGCUACUGCUCAGUAAACUUACCACCAUUCAUCAAGUACCAAAGAACUGAAGAACUGCUCUUUAGAUGGAUGGAGCUGAAUGCAUUUACAACAGUGUUUCGAACGCACGAAGGAAAUAAACCAUCUGGCAACCAUCAGUUCUACACCAACCACAAAACUCUAUCACAUUUCGGGCGUUUGGCAAAAAUAUACGAAGCAUGGAAGUUUUACAGGAUUCAACUCGUUAAGGAAGCCUCUCAGAAAGGUCUCCCUGUGUGUCGGCAUCUGUUCCUUCACUACCCAGAAGAUGAACAUGUUCAUGGGUUCAAGUACGAGGAAUUUCUAGUGGGGACUGAGAUACUAGUGGUGCCUGUACUAGACAAGGGCAAGAGGAAUGUUAAGGCAUAUUUUCCGGUGGGAGAAAGCAGCUCAUGGAAACACAUUUGGACGGGAAACUUGUAUUCGCGAGGGACUGAAGCUUGGGUAGAAGCUCCGCUAGGACAUCCUGCUGUUUUCGUCAAGGAAGGUUCCCUUGUUGGAGAGACCUUUUUGAAGAAUCUCCAACAGCACAAUAUCCUCCUCUAA
Oldenlandia corymbosa var. corymbosa is the source of this 2646-nucleotide messenger RNA. The record is from the annotation of a GenBank genome assembly. Lineage: Eukaryota; Viridiplantae; Streptophyta; Magnoliopsida; Gentianales; Rubiaceae.